UAAAUUGUAGGGGCCGGGGCAGAUAACAAAUUAAGUGAAGAACAUGGACAAUGAAAAAAUCUUUCCUACUUCCGAUGAGAUAUAUGCCGAAGAACUGCAACUUCAAGAGGCAUUGAUAUUUAGCUCUGUGUCUCUAUCUUCACCAAAUCAAAACACAUCAGCAGUCUCAUGUUCAUCAUCAUCAUCGAAGCAGCCAUUGAUGACAUCAAGUAAACGCUUGAUCUGUGGCAUCUGCAUGGACACAAAGACGGCCUCUGAGAUGUUUGAUAACACCCGCGUUUGCGGUCAUCUCUUUUGCUUAGACUGCAUCUCUCAACACGUAGCGGUCAAAAUCAAGGAGAACGUAACCAAGGUUAAGUGUCCAGACCCCAAAUGCAAAAGGGUGAUAGGGCCUGAAGCAUGCAGAUCCAUUGUUCCAAAGGAAGUGUUGGAAAGAUGGGAGAGCAUUCUGUGUGAGUCUGUUAUCAUGGAGUCUCAGAAGUUCUACUGCCCAUUUAAGACUUGUUCUGCAAUGCUGGUGGAUGAUGGUGGGGUCGCUGUCACGCAAUCAGAAUGCCCGAAUUGCAACCGCCUCUUUUGUGGGCAGUGUAAGGUUGCAUGGCAUUGUGGGAUGAAUUGCAUUGAGUUUCAGGGAUCGAAGAAGGGAAAGAGAAAUCAAGAUCAUGAUAAACUGUUAAUGAAUCUUGCAAAGAAAAAAAAGUGGAUGAAGUGCCCAAAAUGCAAGCAUAUUGUGGAAAAAGUUAAUGGUUGUGACUUUAUUGCUUGCAGGUGUGGGCAUGGUUUUUGUUAUCGGUGUGGACAGCCUUGUGGUCAUGGUCAAAUAGCAGAAGCAACGCAUAAGUGUAAGGGUGUUUCUAAAUGAGCCCUUUCCCUUUGUGAACAUUCCCUACUAUGUGAGAAGGGAAUAUAUUAAUUAAUUAAUGGUGGUUCUUUCGCUCAAGUUUUUGGUAAUAGACUUGUAAUUCCACAACAAUACACUUGUUAA
Molecule: messenger RNA, 985 nt
Organism: Helianthus annuus (common sunflower)
Lineage: Eukaryota; Viridiplantae; Streptophyta; Magnoliopsida; Asterales; Asteraceae
Product: probable E3 ubiquitin-protein ligase ARI3
Exons: 3
Coding region: 44-862 (272 amino acids)
Biological process (GO): protein polyubiquitination; ubiquitin-dependent protein catabolic process; positive regulation of proteasomal ubiquitin-dependent protein catabolic process
Cellular component (GO): ubiquitin ligase complex; cytoplasm
Molecular function (GO): zinc ion binding; ubiquitin protein ligase activity; ubiquitin conjugating enzyme binding
Source: RefSeq, a predicted model, not a curated record